CUCAUCUCUUCCAAUUGAUCAUGGAAGGUGGGAGUCCUCACAUAUUAAUGCUGCCAUGGUUUGCCUUUGGCCAUCUUCUUCCCUUUCUUGAGCUCGCUAAAUCCCUCGCCGGAAAGGGCCACCGUAUCUCUUUCCUCAGCACCCCAAGAAAUGUAGCAAGACUCCCCGCCAUCCCCCCGCCUCUCACUCCCUUCAUCAACUUCAUCGAAAUCCCACUACCUCAAAUUGAACACCUGCCGGAGAACGCCGAGGCGACGGUAGACCUCCCUUCGGCUGAUCUCCGUCCAUAUCUAAGUAAAGCUUUUGACACUUUUGAGCAAAAGAUCUCCGAUCUCAUCCAAACCAAGCAAAUCUCGUCUCUGGAUUGCAUCCUCUUCGACUAUGCCGCUCACUGGGUUCCAAACAUUGCUGUAAAAUUCGGCGUGCCGUGUGCGUUCUUCAGUAUCUAUAACGCCUCAUCCUUAUCCUUCUUCGGCCCGCCGUCGGUUCUAAUGGGCGGCGCAGGUGCUAGGAAGAAAGCAGAGGAUUUCACCAUGUUGCCUACGUGGAUUCCUUUCCCUUCCACGAUCGUCUUCCGCCCUUUCGAGGCUCGCCAGAUAUUCAAUGGAUCAGCUCCAGAUGCAUCUGGUGUAUCUGAAACUUAUCGGUUUGCGAAAUCAAUACAGGGAUGCCAAAUCGUACUCAUCCGUAGCUGUAANGAGCUGGAGCCCGAAUGCUUGCAGCUUCUCGGCCACCUUUAUGAGAAGCCGAUCGUCCCUGUAGGGCUUCUACCACCCUCAAUUGAAGAAGGACAGCACGCAGCGCUUGAUUGGUUAGACAAGCAAGGACAGGGCUCAACUGUGUAUGUUGCCUUCGGAAGUGAAGUGAAGCUAAGUGCCACGGAGGUGAUGGAGAUCGCCGUCGGCCUGGAACUGAGCGGGCUGCAUUUCGUUUGGGCAUUGAGGGUUGGGUCGGUGCCCGCUGGGCUCGUGGAGAGCAUAAAGGAGCAUGGCCGUGGGCUGCUUUGCAUGGACUGGGUUCCUCAAAUUCAUAUCUUGGCUCACCCUUCCAUAGGAGGUCUCUUGUCGCACGCUGGGUGGAGCUCGGUUGUGGAAGGGUUGGCGUUUGGGCUGGCGAUGGUACUUCUGCCGAUGGUGUUCGAUCAGGGGCUAAUUGCAAGGAAAAUGGUGGAGAAGGGAUUCGGCGUCGAGGUGCCUAGGAAGGAGGAUGGGUCGUUCACAGGUGAUGAGAUUGCGCAGAGCCUGAGGUUCGCAAUGGUUGAGGACGAAGGGAAAGUGCUGAGGGAAAAGGCGAAGGAAUGCAGGAAUUUAGCGCCGGCAGCGCGGGGCGCAGGCGAAGCGCGGCAUCGCCGCAUCGCAGGCGAAGCGCGGCAUGCACGUUUCGGGUCAAACGGCCCCAACUCCCACCCUCUCAAAGGCUGUCUCAUCCCUUUCCACCGCAACCACCGCCGCCGCCUCCUCCAUUACUACACCGACGUCCUUGCUGCCUCACCAUUGAACACCAUCACCCUCUCCGGCCUCGCCACCCGCUACACCAUCGUCGCCUUCGUUCCCUCACCACCUUCUACUGUGUUGGGGAGAGAUAAAUGCCUCUGA
This is a messenger RNA of Dendrobium catenatum, 1595 nucleotides long. RefSeq names its product putative UDP-rhamnose:rhamnosyltransferase 1. The coding region runs from base 21 to 1595 and encodes 524 amino acids. The transcript has 4 exons. The record is from RefSeq and is a predicted model, not a curated record. Gene Ontology annotation, molecular function: UDP-glycosyltransferase activity. Lineage: Eukaryota; Viridiplantae; Streptophyta; Magnoliopsida; Asparagales; Orchidaceae.